GCAAGAAAAUGACAAGAGCAUAAAGCAUUAUAAUUCAACGGGGCUCCUCCUACUAGCCAUGCCUUUUAAUUAAUGGAGCUCCCAACUUGCAAAAGCCUGCAUUGGACAGAAAGAGAGUCAAAGAGUGAAAGGGAGAGGGUGAAAGUGCCACUGAAGAUAAUUGAUUACCUCCCAAUCAACAAUAACUUGUUAGCAAAAGUCAAUUGCCCCUACUCCUUAGCUUCACCAUACUGGGAGAAGCAGCUUUGUUUCUUGUACUGCAAGAGUUGAGGCCGACACAUUUUUUCAGAGGCGAGAGGAAGGAAGGCAAAAGUAGGACUACGAAAAAUACAAACUGGCAACUCCGAGGAUUCGAGUCACAGAAAGCAGAAAAGAAGCAAUUCUCUUACUUUGAGCGUCGGUUUAUCGAAUCACAUUCACUUCGCCAGCGGACUUUUGAGAUUUGGUUUGGGCUUAGGUUCUCUAAGUUGGUUUGUGAAUUUUUUGCAAAGGACCUUCGAAUAAAAUUAAAAAAAAAAACAUUUCUAAAAUGACUUCAAAAGAGGAUGCAAAGGGCUCACCGGUGCCAGAAAGACGACGGAGUCCGUUGGAUCACCUUCCACCUCCGGCAAACUCCAACAAACCUUUAACCCCAUUCAGUAUAGAAGACAUCCUUAACAAGCCUUCCGUUAGACGAAGUUACACAAUUUGUGGGACUGCUCACCUUCUCUCAGCCGCCGAGAAACACCCUCCUCCCGGUCUACCCCUGUCCAGCCGGGCAUUGCUCACACAGACCUCGCCAUUGUGUGCCCUCGAAGAGCUGGCCAGCAAGACAUUCAAAGGACUAGAAGUGAGCGUCCUUCAAGCGGCCGAAGGAAGGGACGGAUUGACAAUUUUUGGUCAGAGGAACACUCCUAAGAAACGAAGAAAGUCUCGCACCGCAUUUACAAACCACCAGAUUUAUGAACUAGAGAAGCGUUUUUUGUACCAGAAGUAUUUGUCUCCAGCUGACCGAGAUCAGAUCGCUCAACAGCUCGGGCUGACGAACGCACAAGUUAUCACCUGGUUCCAGAACCGCCGAGCUAAACUAAAGCGGGAUUUAGAAGAGAUGAAAGCGGACGUGGAGUCGACAAAAACCAUGGCACCGAUGGAAAAACUGACCACAUUCAUAGACCUGGAACAGAACGCUUCUGGGACCAGGAGCUCGUCCCGGUCCCAAUCUCCAUCGCCUUCCAACCACGGACUCGAUACCCCAAGCAAACAUCAAAUGUCGCCAUCAUCUCCACUCACGGACCACGCCACGAGUCAAGAGGGCUCAGAGGACGAGGAGGACGUGGAAAUAGACGUGGAUGACUGAAUUUCACGCUCAAAUAUCAUUAAAUCUUGAAUGACUUCUUAAAAUAAAGGAAAAAAAGACAAUAUUUUAAAGCAAGCAUGGACGAUAUAUUAGAUGCUGUGCUCGGUCUACAAACUUUAGGUGUAAUAUGUUGAAAAAUAUCUAACCAAGGCAUUUAUUUUUAAUUAAAGCAAUAAGCUGCACACACAGAGACAGUCGUUCAUUAUAUAUACGAAUUGCCGGAUCAGGCAGUUUUCAUUUUCUGGAAAAGUGCAAUUGAAUGAUUUAUAUCAACACAAACAAAGAUACCUGACGAAAAAAUUUCGUACACGGUUUGUAUGUGUGUGUAAACAGGAUUAAGCGGGUAUUGAAUUAACACGAAAAUCGGGGGUUGCUUGAUAUGUAACAUGUUACACACAUACAAAGCCUUGGUGGUGUUUUAUCGAACAUAAAACUGAAUAUUUUUUAAGUUGCUGAGCUUUAAGUUGGAUUGAAUUAAAUUUAACAUUCUGCAUGAGGUGUGUAGUAAGUAUUCUUAUCUUCUACAUUUAUCAUUAUCUUUUUCUUAUGUUAUUGUUGCAAAUUAUGUGCGCAUAUAUAUAUAUAUAUAUAU
Erpetoichthys calabaricus (reedfish) is the source of this 1928-nucleotide messenger RNA. Its product is annotated as transcription factor LBX1-like. Bases 530 to 1336 code for a protein of 268 amino acids. Lineage: Eukaryota; Metazoa; Chordata; Cladistia; Polypteriformes; Polypteridae. Gene Ontology annotation, biological process: regulation of DNA-templated transcription. The record is from RefSeq and is a predicted model, not a curated record. The transcript is spliced from 2 exons. Gene Ontology annotation, molecular function: DNA binding; DNA-binding transcription factor activity, RNA polymerase II-specific.